AUUUAAUAGAAGAAUGAGGGUUGCUGACCAGAGAAUGUCUGUGCUGACGGACUAUCCUACUUCGAAAAGUGAGAGCUGAAUUUCGGUCUUUUCAUAAUUUUGAGUAGGACUAUGGGUUGUUGCUUUGCUCCUCUGUGCAGACAUCGAAGUGGAGGUCCUUCACGCUGCUCUUUGUAUAGAUUUCCAGCGAAUGACGUAAAAAGAAGACUGUGGACUCGCGCGCUGAGACGUGCAGAUCGGAAACCUAACAAUAACUCCCGGGUCUGCAGUUGCCAUUUCCCCAAAGGGAAGGACCACCCGCCGGUUUUGUUUCCACAAAACUUGAACUUCUCGACUGGGGCGACAGAAGCGACGCAAUUGACCCGCAAUUUAAUUUGGCAACGGAUGACAGUGGUCGUACCAUGGUUUGCUGUGCAGCAACUGGAUGCAGCAAUCGGUCCGAGCAAGGAUUUCGAAUGUAUGGCUUCCCAAUUGAAACAUACCGCAGGGAAAAAUGGUUGGCAAUGGUCAGCAGAAAAGACCUGGAUUUUACUGGGAACUACAACAACAGAAAACUGUGUCAAGCACACUUUGAAGAGGACCAGUUCAUUGGAACAAAGAGACAGAUGAGGCUGAGAUCUGAUGCAGUCCCAACAAUAUUCCCACAUCUCCCCAAGCCCCAGCGGAAAGAGGGCCCUUCGUUGAGCGUACCUGCACCAAUGGUUAAUAGAGUGAUCGUUGACCAUGCAUAUUAUAAAACAUCAAGCUCUGGACCACCAGAACAUGAAAUGCAGGAGAAACACCCUGAGCUGCCCUCGCUCAAUGGAGUUCUAGUGACUGACAAAGAGAGAUUGACCACUGAUACUACCCUCACUGACAAAACUGUGGCACAUCCACCAAUUGAAUCGCCUAAAGGUUCAGCAGGUGUCCUAACUAAGGAAGCUGUCGAAGUGAAAGAAGAGGAUAUUAUUGAAUUUAUCGUUGGGGAACCUGGAGAGAGGACUACACAUACUACUAAUGUUUCUGAGUCUCCUGAGAUGUACAGCAUUGUGGGGCUCUGUGCAGUGGGAACUUGGGAACAAGGUCCAGUGGAGAACAUCACAAACUUGAAGUUUCAAACCACCACUACCCAGAUUGCCCAGGCUGUAAUGGCAAAUCUCAAGAACGAGAAUGACUUCCUUCGAGUCCAGAUUGCAAACCUGGUCUCAGAACUGAAUGUGAAGCAGUGGGCACAUGCACAGGAACUCCGUGAUCUCCAGGAGAGACUGGAGAUGUUGAAACAGAAGUGUUCAUGUGGGGCCUUCUCAGAAACGACAAACAACACCUCAGAGGUGGUGCUUUCAGAUGCCAUGGUUGCCGAGAUAAAGACAGAACCUUUAACAUGUUAACAGGUUGGACUUGCAGGGAAAUAAGAAUGACUAAAAACAUUACAUGUUAUAUCAUAUUUUGUUGUAGAACAACAACUCACUUUUCACUCAUGAUUUCAUCAUGACAUUGUAAAUUCAUGAAAAUACUGUAGAAUGUCCUUUUUGUAACAUUAGAGCCAAGAGCCUUUCUUCAUUUGGUAUAUAAUAGUCAGGUUCAGACAAGUUUCAGUGAAGAAGACGAACAUGAGAGGAUCAGUUUCCAUAAUCAAUACUUUAAUGACCAAAAGGAAUAAAUAGAUUUGUUUUGAAAAUGCA
Messenger RNA from Alosa sapidissima (American shad), 1661 nucleotides. RefSeq lists its product as uncharacterized. Gene Ontology annotation, molecular function: sequence-specific DNA binding. Bases 402 to 1367 code for a protein of 321 amino acids. The record is from RefSeq and is a predicted model, not a curated record. The transcript is spliced from 8 exons. NCBI's taxonomy places the organism in Eukaryota, Metazoa, Chordata, Actinopteri, Clupeiformes, Clupeidae.